Messenger RNA from Plasmodium fragile, 966 nucleotides. RefSeq lists its product as uncharacterized. Gene Ontology annotation, biological process: RNA processing. The record is from RefSeq and is a predicted model, not a curated record. NCBI's taxonomy places the organism in Eukaryota, Apicomplexa, Aconoidasida, Haemosporida, Plasmodiidae. The transcript is spliced from 6 exons. The coding region runs from base 1 to 966 and encodes 321 amino acids.
AUGGAAAAUCGAAAGUACAUUGACAACGAACUGACGGGGGACUGGAUAUGCUCGGAUGACAAAUGCGCGAUUGUGAACUCGGCUCAAAGAACACACUGUCACCGAUGCAACAGAGUCAGGCCAAAAAGCACAAUGAAGAAAAAUCCCAAGCAGGUCAUUUUCAAAGGGAACGACUGGAAGUGUGAUGACUGUGGCAACAUCAAUUGGGCCAAGAGAGAAAAGUGUAAUAUGUGUAAUAAGGCAAAAUUCCCCCAAAAGGGAAACGACUCCAAGUCGAAUAAAGAAGUACGGACUGGCAAAGGUGGAGGUCACUACGAUAUUCAAGGAAGUAACGAAAAGAGAGUCCAUGACUCAGACGACGAAGAGUAUGAUGAGUUUGGUCGGAAGAAGAAGAGGAAGAUAGUAGGUUCGUACCCCGAUAAGGAUGUCGACAAGGACAAGGAUAGGGGCGAUAAUGACACAAACAGGGACGCAAGUGGAUACAGCAAGAAUAAAGAAUCCUUUCACAAGAAGGACACCGAUCGGAACAGACACUUUAAUCGCUCCCGGUCGAGGAGUUCCACGCCAAAUAAUUACCAAAAAGGUCGAAGUGGUGGUGGAGGGGCCCAUUACAAGAAUUACGACCGGAGGAAGCAGGACGGGGAUUACAGCGCCGGUCACUACGGUGCAAGUAGCAGGCACGAUAGAGACAACAAGCAUGAUGAUAGAAGUAGGCAUGAUGACCGAAGCAGGCAUGAUGACCGAAGCAGGCAUGAUGACCGAAGCAGACACGAUGACCGAAGCAGACACGAUGUGCGGAAUCGUCAGGGUGAGAACCGGCACGACGAUGGCAGAACGCACCAGAGAAAAACGAACUACGACAGUGAGAGGCGGCACCAAAACAAGGCGAACAGGGCGGACAGCUCCAACGAGCGGCACAAUGACAGGCAAACCGAUUACGACCGAAGGAAGUAUAGACGGGACUAA